CAUAUCUCUCGCCGGAAAACUUUCCAUCUAGUCAAAAUGAGUCAACGACAACUACGAAGGCCCCAACAUGACCGGUCUUCCGAUCAAGAACCCGUUAGGUAUGGGGACGUAUUUGAUGUCUCAGGCGCAUUGGCAUCUCAACCGGUUGCACCACGAGAUGCCGCCGCCAUGCAGUCUGCGGAGAACCAAGUACUAGGAAAGAUGCAAGCGGAUGCCGCUGUGAUGAACUCCGCAGCAGCUGCCAACGAGAAAGCUGGCCUCGUCCGCCACGACCCGGGCACCGGUAUGGUCAGAAGGGAGGGCGUCUCUGUCACCAAAUCAAGAGAUAUUGACUUCGGUAACGUUGUGGUUACCAAAGCUGUUGGUGACCAGAUUGUGGGUCAACAUGCUCACCAGGAUGUGCCUCCACGGAGUCAAACAAGGACGGUUGAUCUGGAUGCCAAUGUUACCAUAGGAGAAGCUUUGGAGGCAACAGCCAUGUCUAUUGGGGAUAAACCUAUUGACCACAGCGAUGCAGCAGCAAUAGAAGCAGCUGAGAUGAGAGCAACUGGUGGUAAUGAGAGAAAGCAUGGUGGCCUCGGCACCAUGGCUAGGUCUGCAGCCAAUUUCAAUGUCCGUGCUGAGAAAGAUGAUGAUAGGAUCACCAUAUCUGAUCUCGUAUCAGAUGCUACCACAACACUGCCCUCAGAUAAGGCAGUGACACGAGAAGAUGCAGAGGGGGUGAUAGGUGCGGAGAUGAGAAACAAGGCGGAGGCCAGUACAACACCUGGUGGGGUGGGGGAGGCCAUGGCAGCAGCCGCAAGAGUAAAUUUAAAUGAGUCAGCAUGACGCAUAUAAAUCCUUUUUUUUUAGCUUCUGGAUAAAAAGCAUUUUCUGCUCCUAAGCUACCUUGCCUACAUAUAUACAGUGUAAUUUCCUUGGACUUGGUAAGCGACUACUGGUGUUAAAUUAAUACUGUGUGCCGUGUAGAGUGAAUUAUGUAUUGCAGUUAUAGCUGUGUAAUUUAAAUUUCAUUUCUUAUGUAUGCUUAAAAUGCCAAUCUAAGUUGAUCCAUACGCAAUAAACACCAAGGAGGUGU
Rubroshorea leprosula is the source of this 1078-nucleotide messenger RNA. NCBI's taxonomy places the organism in Eukaryota, Viridiplantae, Streptophyta, Magnoliopsida, Malvales, Dipterocarpaceae. The record is from the annotation of a GenBank genome assembly.